GACGUUCCAUCGGGCGCCAUCCUGCGGCGGAGGAGGGCGGAGGAGGACCGGUCCUCGGCCCUCGGCUGUGCGGGCUGGACCCCACAGCGAGGGGUAAAAGCGGCGGCACCAUGACGACGGAGACCUUCGUCAAAGACAUCAAGCCGGGCCUCAAGAACCUCAACCUCAUCUUCAUCGUGCUGGAGACAGGCCGAGUAACCAAGACCAAGGAUGGACAUGAGGUGCGUACCUGUAAGGUGGCAGACAAGACUGGCAGCAUCAACAUCUCCGUUUGGGAUGACGCGGGCACACUGAUCCAGCCUGGAGACAUCAUCCGGCUCACCAAGGGGUACGCAUCCGUGUUCAAAGGCUGCCUGACCCUGUACACGGGCCGUGGGGGAGACCUGCAGAAGAUUGGAGAGUUUUGCAUGGUUUACUCGGAGGUCCCCAACUUCAGCGAGCCAAAUCCAGAGUACAGCACCCAGCUGCCCCCCGGAAAAGUGGUUCAAAAUGACAGCGGGCCCCCAGCCCCCCAACAGCCGGCCGGACCCCCGGCCUCCUCUCCAGCCUCUGAAAAUCAAAACGGGAAUGGACUGAGCGCUCCCAGCCCCGGGGCCGGCCCCCACCCUCCUCACGCUCCCCCGCACCCCGCCAGCACUCGGAUCACCCGCAGCCAGCCCGGCCAUGCCCCCGCCGGCCCGCCGGGCCCCGGGCCCCCCAACAACCCCAUCAGCAAUGGCAAAGAGACACGAAGAAACAGCAAGAGAUAGGCCCCCCACCCCGCCUACCCCAAGGUGGGGGCUGGAGGGGGGGCUGUAUCAGAGCAAGAAAAAGCCCCUUGAGGCCUGGAUCGUGUCUGCUAACUCUGUUGUACUUUCCCAAGUGCUUAGCACAGUGCUCUGAACACAGUAGAUUGUAAGCUCCUUCAGGGAAGGGAUCGUUGUCUGCUCUAUCCGUCGUACUCUCCCAUCCCCUUAGAGUGCUCAGCAUUGGAUCGGUGCUAUCGAUCGAUCGAUCGAUCGAUCGAUUGAAAGCUCCCCCACUCGGGGUGGAACUGAAGGGGUGGGCAUUGGGCACCCUGUCAGAGCCUAGAGCCUCGGAACUGCCUUUGUUUCUCACCCCCUGGCUCGUGGGGGCAGGAUCGGCUUUCCCCUGUUUUCAGAAGACUCCGUACUGAGGGGAGCGGGGGGCAGUGUGUGCAUGUAUGUGUUUUUGUGUGUGUGUGUGUGUAUGUGCGCGUGUCUCUGCCCACGCAUGUCUCUCCCUAACGUUCCCCCACCUCCAAUAAAUAUCUCCAUUUCACUCAUCUCCA
Molecule: messenger RNA, 1291 nt
Organism: Tachyglossus aculeatus (Australian echidna)
Lineage: Eukaryota; Metazoa; Chordata; Mammalia; Monotremata; Tachyglossidae
Gene: NABP2
Product: nucleic acid binding protein 2
Exons: 7
Coding region: 111-749 (212 amino acids)
Biological process (GO): double-strand break repair via homologous recombination; mitotic cell cycle checkpoint signaling; response to ionizing radiation
Cellular component (GO): SOSS complex
Molecular function (GO): DNA binding
Source: RefSeq, a predicted model, not a curated record